AUGUCUCAAGCUAGGCUUGACACCUCUUCCAUUGAUGAUGAUGUGCCAAUGGCUAACCCUGAGUAUUAUGAGGUAUUAGCUACAGUUCACCGCGCCCAUAUAGUUCAUGACGCGGAGGGUUGCAACAUCGACCUACAAUUUCAAAUACAUGGCGCUACUAAUUCGAACGAUGCCUUCUCACUGCGUUUCUUGAUCCUACGACAACCUCCGCAAUCCUGUGUCGAAGCUGUGAUAAUAUCUCCGUCGCUCUGGGACUCUCGCAGCUGCAAAGUGCAAUAUGACAGAUUGAGUGCCAAGAUGUGGUGGAAGGCAUACCCGAGUCUGAUUCUAGCGACGCUGCAGCUUCCGACCCAGCCUCAGGGAGAUAGCAUAAGGAAUGUGGAGGGAACCAGGGAAAGUCCGGCUGCUUUGAACGUUCGAGUUAACGUUCAUGCUCGCAUCCUUCCGGGAACUUUCAGCCAAAUUAAGGGAAGAACUCGAGCGGCACUGGCCGGCCUCUUGUUAGAAGGGCAGGUGGAGUGUAAUAUGGAAACGAUUGUGAUCCGUGGUAAUUUUGUCUCCGUUGGCUCUCCGGUGUCAGAGAACUCACAAUGCUCAGUCCACCACCUCUCCCAGCUUGAGGGCCGUGGUCUCAGAAAGCGACAUGAGGAGUAUAUCUGCAAUGCUCUGAUGAAAGAGAGAAGGCAUUCCGAGAGCACGUCCAUGUCCUUUGUACUGCUUUUCAAUACUGCCGGUUCAAACUUCAUUGAAGUUACGCCAAUCACAGCAGGCAAGAGGACGACGUCGCGAGAUUGGGACGCAACAUCACAAAAGCUCAGGGCCCAGGCUAUGCAAGAAAGUGAAGAGAGACUUGAAAUUCUCCUCCAGCUCCGGAGAUACCUUGCCAUGUACGAGAAUCAUCAAGGGGGGGAACUAGUUUUGGACAUAGCAGAUGCAUAUGCUACUCCAGGAGUCAUCACGUCUGAUGAGCUGAAAGAGAUCCCUGAAAAGAUCAAAGGCAUGUUGGAGGACUUGCAUCGACAUUCGACGAUGGUUGGGCCUUUCCUUGAAAUCCUCAAAACAAUUGCUGGUAUCCCUUAA
Messenger RNA from Laetiporus sulphureus 93-53, 1080 nucleotides. RefSeq lists its product as uncharacterized. NCBI's taxonomy places the organism in Eukaryota, Fungi, Basidiomycota, Agaricomycetes, Polyporales, Laetiporaceae. The record is from RefSeq and is a predicted model, not a curated record. The transcript has 11 exons. The coding region runs from base 1 to 1080 and encodes 359 amino acids.